Vitis riparia (riverbank grape) is the source of this 3003-nucleotide messenger RNA. RefSeq names its product disease resistance protein At4g27190-like. The coding region runs from base 1 to 3003 and encodes 1000 amino acids. The record is from RefSeq and is a predicted model, not a curated record. Lineage: Eukaryota; Viridiplantae; Streptophyta; Magnoliopsida; Vitales; Vitaceae. The transcript has a single exon. Gene Ontology annotation, molecular function: ATP hydrolysis activity; ADP binding.
AUGGAAUGUGUGAUUGCAUGCCUGAGUUCUGCAGUAUCAUCGUUUUCUGAACAUCUUUGUGGCUUGAUCUGCUCCAAAGUUGGGAAUCCCUUCACGUUCAAGUCUAAUUAUAGUCAUCUGCAACAGGAGCUGCAACGUCUAAACGAUCUGAAAUCCACAAUGGACAGGGACCACGAUGAAUCGGUUCCAGGAGUAAAUGACUGGUCGAGAAAUGUUGAAGAAACUGGCUGUAAAGUGAGACCGAUGCAAGCAAAGAUAGAAGCCAACAAAGAGAGGUGUUGUGGUGGCUUCAAAAAUCUCUUUCUGCAAAGCAGGGAAGUGGUAAAGGCACUGAAGGAGGUACGAAGACUUGAGGUACGUGGAAAUUGCCUUGCCAAUUUGCUGGCUGCCAAUCGUCAAGCAAGGGCAGUGGAGCUUAUGCCUGUGGAAUCAAUUGAUCAUCAGCCAGCAGCAUCCAAAAAUUUAGCCACAAUUAUGAAUCUGCUGAAUGAUGAUGCAGUUAGAACGAUUGGGGUAUGGGGUAAGGGAGGAAUAGGCAAAACUACUCUGGUUAAGAAUUUGAACAACAUGCUUAAGGAUGCUUCUUCAACUACUCCACCUUUUAGCUUUGUCAUAUGGAUCACCCUCUCCAGGGAUUGGGACCUCAAAAGCAUCCAGACACAGAUUGCUCGGAGAUUGAAUAUGAAGGUGAAUACCGAAGACAGCACUGAGAGUCUGGCUGCCAGAUUGUGUGAAAGACUGAAGAGGGAAGAAAAGUUUCUCCUCCUUCUGGAUGAUGUUUGGAAGGAAAUUGAUUUGGAUGCUUUGGGUAUUCCCCGACCUGAAGACCACGCGGCUUGUAAAAUCAUAUUGACUACAAGAUUUUUAGACGUUUGCCGGGGGAUGAAGACUGACAAAGAGAUUGCCAUUCAUGUCCUAAACGAUGAUGAAGCUUGGAAAUUGUUCUGUAAAAAUGCAGGGGAGGCAGCCAUUUUAGCAGGCGUUGAAACAGUUGCGAGGGCAAUAACUAAGGAGUGUGGAGGAUUGCCCUUAGCAAUAAAUGUGAUGGGAACAUCCAUGCGAAAGAAGACUAGUAAACACCUGUGGGAGUAUGCAUUGAAGGAGCUGCAAAGUUCAGUGCCGCAUAACAUCUACGGGGUAGAGGAUAGGGUUUACAAGCCUUUAAAGUGGAGUUAUGAUUCCUUGCGAGGUAACAUCCAAUCUUGCUUUUUGUAUUGCUCUUUAUAUCCUGAGGAUUUCUCAAUUGAUAUAGGCGAACUUGUACAAUGCUGGCUGGGGGAAGGGCUUUUAGAUGUAGAUGAACAACAAAGCUAUGAGGAUAUCUACAAAAGUGGAGUUGCUUUAGUUGAAAAUCUCCAGGAUUGUUGCUUGCUGGAAAAUGGUGAUGGUGGCAGAAGCCGCACUGUGAAGAUUCAUGAUGUAGUUCGUGAUGUAGCUAUUUGGAUUGCCUCCUCGGAUGAUAAAUGUAAAUCUCUGGUUCAAUCGGGAAUUGGAUUGAGCAAAAUCCCAGAGUCCAAGUUGACAGAGUCUCUCAAGAGAAUUUCUUUCAUGGAUAAUGAAUUAACAGCGCUGCCUGAUCGUCAGAUAGCUUGCCCAGGGGCCUCCACUUUACUUGUACAGAAUAAUCGCCCCCUUGAGAUAGUUCCCGAGGAAUUCCUGCUUGGAUUUCAAUCACUCAGGGUCUUGAAUCUAAGUGAAACCCGCAUCCAGCGAUUGCCUCUCUCCCUCAUCCACCUUGGUGAACUUCGUGCCCUUUUAUUAAGCAAAUGUGUUAGGCUCAAUGAACUACCCCCUGUGGGGCGGCUUAGUAAACUACAAGUGCUUGAUUGCAGCUACACUAAUAUCAAGGAAUUGCCAGCAGGGCUAGAGCAGCUGAGCAACUUACGGGAGUUAAACUUGUCAUGCACUGAUGGGUUGAAAACCUUCCGAGCUGGAUUGGUAUCAAGGUUGUCUAGUUUAGAGAUUCUAGACAUGAGAGACAGUAGCUAUAGAUGGUGUCUGAAGACAGAGACAAACGAGGGAAAAGCAACACUUGAGGAGCUAGGAUGCCUGGAGCGAUUAAUUGGUUUAAUGGUAGACUUGACUGGCUCCACAUAUCCCUUUUCGGAAUAUGCUCCUUGGAUGAAACGAUUGAAAAGCUUUAGAAUUAGUGUAUCUGGAGUUCCAUGCUAUGUUCCAUGCUAUGUUUGGACAGACCUAUUGUUUUUCAUGAAGGAAGUAUCUGGAGUUCCGUUCAUGAAUAGUUUUAAGAAAGAUGGAAAUUUUGAGGAAAGAGAGGUUCUACUUUCCAGACUGGAUCUGUCAGGCAAAUUGAGUGGAUGGUUGUUAACAUAUGCGACAAUUCUUGUACUGGAAUCAUGCAAGGGGUUAAAUAAUCUGUUUGAUAGUGUUGGGGUCUUUGUUUAUCUCAAGUCACUUUCUAUUUCAUCUUCCAACGUCAGGUUUAGGCCACCAGGAGGAUGCUGUGCCCCAAAUGACCUACUUCCAAAUCUGGAGGAACUUUACCUCAGUUCUCUCUAUUGCCUAGAGAGCAUUUCAGAAUUAGUCGGGACUCUUGGACUCAAAUUCUCAAGGCUAAAAGUAAUGAAGGUGCUCGUUUGUCAGAAACUAAAGUAUCUUCUCUCUUGUGAUGAUUUUACUCAACCCUUGGAAAAGCUGGAAAUAAUUGAUUUACAAAUGUGUGAAGAUUUGAAUGAUAUGUUCAUACACAGUUCAGGGCAGACCUCAAUGUCAAAUCCUGUUGCUCCAAACUUGCGGGAAAUACACUUAAAAAGGCUUCCCAAAUUGAAGACUUUAAGCAGACAAGAAGAAACAUGGCAACAUCUAGAGCAUAUUUAUGUGGAAGAGUGUAAAAGUCUGAAGAAGCUACCUCUGAAUGAGCAAAGUGCAAAUACCUUGAAAGAGAUAAGAGGAGACAUGGAGUGGUGGAAGCAAUUGGAGUGGGGUGAUGAUGUUACUAGCUCCACUCUCCAGCCUCUUUUCAAAGGUCCAAGCUACUACUAG